AUGUCAGGUUAGUUAACUUUUCAAAGAGCUCUCAAUUUUUGUGAAAGUCAGUAAAAAUGUUCCUUAGCCUGCCCCGUCGUCCACAUCAUAAUCAACAUUUAGUUAAUAAGAAUAAGCCGCUUGAAGCAGUUUUGUUGAAUCCUGAUGCUCGGCUCAGGAAACUCGCGGACUCUGCCGAGUUAACAACGCUCAGUUUACAAGUCUCAAUUCACAGGUUAGUUCUUAAGGUGUUUAACAGUCAACAUUUGUUUCAUUCAGAUACUAUCAGGGCGUUUUAGACCUUUAUAAAUUGGCAGUAAGCUAUUUGGAUGACAGGUUGAUAGAACGGUGCUUCGUCCUGAUGUACCGUUAUUGCUGGUAACCUAUUUUUCUUCCAAUCUUUUCACGUCAUCUGUUUUGAGGUUCUGCAUAACUGAAUUGCCGAAGCAUCCGGAUGACGCAGAACAUGAGUCCACCGAGAAAACACAGGCGCGCGAGUUGCUCAACAACGCUGUUCCACUGGUAUUCGAGCUGAAAAUCUUUAAACCUUAAUAUGAUUUCAGACGAGCGAGCUCGAAAGACAAAUCUUGAUCGUUUAUGAAGCUCAAGCGGUUUAUUACAGAUUCGCCGAAUCACAGCGAGUAUUGUUACUAGAGGUAAUACAUUUUUCUGUUGUGUGCUCCUAAAGACCGCUUUUCGAGGACCCGCAAGCCUGGAGACUCCAGCAAGAAACUGCAAAUAAAAGAUAUGAAGAGUUGUACAAAGAGGCUGAAGAAGUAACAGUUCGUGCUGGAAUGGAGAUGGGUCGCGUUCGUCCGCUGCAGCCUGAGUUCGUCGACUUCGGACCCAACGAGAGGCCGCUUCCGCAAGUGCCGACCGAAGUGACUCCCUCGAAAUUGCUUUUGUUAGUUUUUAUUCUCAGUCGUUUCUACCGGUGAAAAGAGAUUUUCGAAGCGGUAGUAAUAAGAUUUCUACUAAUAGUUGCAGUUUCGUUGGCAAAACCGCUAUUACCAAUGGUACCAAUUCAAUGGAACUAUCGUCAGAUAAAUAUCUUAGAUUUAAAAAAAGAGUAAACUCAUAUGAAAAAUGACCAUCAGAGUUGAAUAACGGUUGUUUUUUCUAGGACCACGAGAGAAGAUGAACCAGGUCCUUCGAAUAGGCAUGUUUCUUCUCCGGCGGUCGCUCCCGGAUCGUCGGGCUCGGCUUUCAAACCGAUCAGACCAGCCGCGGAUAGUCAGCCUGACGAGAGUUCCGCCAACUCUUCGCUUUCGGAUGAAGCGGUGCCCGAAAAGAAUUACGCGAUUCCCUGUGACUUGGUUGAAAAGUUUAUUACCUAGCGUCGAAACCUCUAUCUAGCCUUGUUCUUUUCAAGGUUUCUAAAAUGCUGCGCCGAGAAUACGAAAAACAACAUCCAAACUUGUGGAGUUCUGGCUGGCCGAAAGGUGGGUUUAUGUGUUUCCUAUGAUCGCACGUGGAAUGGCUUGAGGCGUGAAUUUCGAGACAAGAAAGUUUUAGAGAUUCCAACUUUUCAACCGCAGAGCGAACCCAUUCCACGCCGUUUCAAUUCAUGUCUCUAUAUUAAUUAAAAUUUUGCAGCUCCGUGAUCGCUACAUAAUCACUCAUGUUUUGGUUCCUAAACAAUCUGGAACAGCCGAUUACUGUGUUGGACAGGGAGAAGAGGAGGUUUUUGAAUCCAGAUAAGACAAAGUAUCAAAAAAUAUAAAUUCGUCGAGUCUCAGUUUUUCAGCGCGUUUCUCUAGUUCUUGACACUUUUCCAGAUAUCCAUUUAAAUAUAUAAUUAAAAUAGUGAAGAAUUGCAGAAAGAAGUUAAGAUGAAAUUUUUGUGAUUCGUUCAACAAAGGUAUUUUCUACUAUUUUUUUAGCUCGCAAAAUUUUUAAAUAUAAUCACUGACUUUUAUACAAAAAUUUGAUUUAUUUAAUUUAUUUAACGUUCCUUUCCAAACUAGCCAAGUCACGCAAAGAUUAUUUUCGAUCAAUCCAAAACUUGAAACGAAAGUUUUGCAGGUGUCGUGUAUUCUCGACAAUGCUUCUCUGUUGACCCUCGGUUGGAUCCAGACGAAUCCGAAGAGUAAGGCUCAUAUGUCUCCCAUGGACUUCCACACGCAACACGCCUAUCAGAAAAUCAUGAAGGAAUCGGUCGCAGUUAUCUGUGCUCCUGCACAUGAUGAGUAAGUCUUUAUCAAUGAUUUUCAAGAGUCAACACAAGAAUUGGACGAAAAACUGAUCACAGAAUAGUGGAGGAGUGGAAAUUCUUGGAACUCUGUUCAAAAACCGCAGAGAAAUCUUUUUUCAGCGAUUGAAACGCUCAUUAUCAGCUUACUUUUUUCACUCUCAAACUUCAGAAACUUUUAAAACAUGCUAUAGUUUACUCAGAUUUUGACGUCAAGUCAUCGCUCAAACUCCGCUUCUUAUGCUAGAUUCAACCAAUCAGAGAGCGAGCCAUCCACAGAGCGUUAUGGGGGCGGAAUUUUCUGCAUAACACUCGAAAUCUGAACUGAGCUUUUUUUUUUCCAAAUUUUUAGUUUCCAAAAAGCUCGGAAAAAAAACAUCGUCUUCGUAGGAAAAACCAUUAACGAUAGCAAAAAUUGUUAACUCGAGAAGAAACGCGUUGAAUUUUUAGGGUGACCGCGUUCACCAUGACGCCAAGGGGGAUGGAAGUGCUCUCGGAAUGCAAGCUGACCGGAAAUCAUCCGCACCCGGAGACCUACGGCGAACUGUACACGACGGCUCCUCACGUCGUCUGGUCUACUGAUUUCAAUUCUUACAUCCUCGACAUUCGAGACUGA
Caenorhabditis auriculariae is the source of this 2786-nucleotide messenger RNA. NCBI's taxonomy places the organism in Eukaryota, Metazoa, Nematoda, Chromadorea, Rhabditida, Rhabditidae. The record is from the annotation of a GenBank genome assembly.